Messenger RNA from Strongylocentrotus purpuratus (purple sea urchin), 3237 nucleotides. RefSeq names its product adhesion G protein-coupled receptor L3. Lineage: Eukaryota; Metazoa; Echinodermata; Echinoidea; Camarodonta; Strongylocentrotidae. Gene Ontology annotation, biological process: adenylate cyclase-activating G protein-coupled receptor signaling pathway; cell surface receptor signaling pathway. Gene Ontology annotation, molecular function: G protein-coupled receptor activity. The coding region runs from base 198 to 3104 and encodes 968 amino acids. The record is from RefSeq and is a predicted model, not a curated record. The transcript is spliced from 27 exons. Gene Ontology annotation, cellular component: membrane.
UCUGAAACCUGUUGCAUCUCUCAGCAUUUUGCUCUCAUAAUAACCGCUCGGUUUUCACCGUCGAGUUUUAGCCUCUUAUUAAUGUAUCAUAUUUGGUGGGAUUUUCUACAAAGCUUCGAAAAGCAAGUCGAUACCUAUUUCGAAUACCUGUAAAGCUAACCUCAUUUAGCCCUCACCAUCAUCGAUUAACGAGAAGGAUGGCUGUGAAUGUCAUUAGGUUCAUCGCCUGGUUGUUUUUCCUGGCUACUCUGACUAGAGCCGAGGACUGUGACGUCGAGAGCAAGAAUUGUACCUGCGUGAUGCCCAAGCUGUAUGAUUGUCCCGAGGUGGAUCUUAGUCUCAACCCGGUACCAGACGGCUGUCCACUGCUCAAUGAGAAACUGGCCGGAACAGACUUCUCUGAUCUAACUUGCGGUGGUGAGAAUGAUACAUUCGAACCAAUUUCUGGUGCGAUAUCUUUUACAGCUGAUGGUAGAUGGCUUGAGUUUGAGAAUGAAGCAUGCAAUGACGAAUUCUACUUUAUUGUCGAUCUUAACGGAGGACAACUGGUGAAGACCCUGAAGAUGGAAGACAUGAACCCUAGUGUGACAACUGGUCAGAAUGUGUCCUUUGAGGUCGCCUAUGGCUACACCGUGCCAUGCACUGAUCAACCGACUCUCAAUACCCUUCUCUGGCAGUACAUCACACCUGGGUGGUAUGCCUCCGAUGCGGAUAUCACGAAGGUUUGGAAUCGUCUGAACUUCACGAAUGGUGCCUUCGGUCAGGUUGAAGCCACGUACUUCAAGGCUUCUUACCUCUUUGUCCACUUCAACCAUAUCCCAGUCAACAGUCGAUUCAGAUUGUCUGUGACCGGAUGCCAUGAGACAGGCAAGGACAUUGCCCCAGCCCUCGAGUACCUCAAUAGCCUGCUAAGUGUGACCAAUGACACGUUGGAGAUCGUACAGGGCAUUGCAGUGUCUGGGACUGCGAUACAAUCGGAAAAUAAUCUUACUGAUGAUGAAGUGGUCCUGUUUCUCGAUGCAUUCGCGUCCUUCGAGGGUAACUCCCUUGAUCUGUCUAACGAGCCGGAGGAAGCACAGAAUCUAACAGAUGGUUUUGCUGAAGUUGCUUCCAAGGUUUUGAGUUCUAUCACGUUUGUCAGCAUACCACUAGAACAUUCUGGAGGUGUACACAGCACCGCCCCGUCAGGGCUUUACACAGCAGGAGCUAACGAACAUACAACGUCGCACAAUGCUGAUAAACGUGUUGCUGACCAGCAAGCCCGGGCCAUCCUGGCCAUCGAGCAGGCUAUCGGAGUGGUCACAUCUCGUGCUGGCAAUGCCACUAUCAUCGCGAAAACAGAGAAUCUCAUCAUUGAGUCUGCUCCUUUGCGUGUUACCGAUACCACGGAGGUUCAGUCCAUCACCCUUUCCUCGGGUUAUGGGAACGAGGAGGAAGACGCUACGGUGCAAAUAGGAGUGGACUUAUCAGGAAUAGCAGAACUUCUUAGUCUCCCAAGGUCCUCAAAUGAUAACAGAUCAUCCGUUCCAGUUCGCUUCACCGCUAUGCAAAUUAAAACGGACAACUUUCUGGAAACAAAUCAAAAUACAGAUUUCCGUUUGUCAGCUACUGCAAACAGCGACAAAGAGGAAGCAAUAUCUAAUAAGGUCUUUCUAAACUCGGACAUCCUCUCCUUCACUGUGUACUUUGAUGGUGUACCCCAAUCUGUCCCUAUUGAGACUAGCUACACGAACAAGGCGGAUCUGAACCCGAAGGAAAACGCCACCUAUCGCCGCAAUGAGAGCAGCACGUGUGUCUGGCUAACCGAGAACAAGCGUUGGAGUGAUACAGGAUGUAUCGCCACCAGCCAGGAGGAUGUCUCAACGACUUGCUCUUGUGGACAUACUACUAGCUUUGCCGUUCUGGUCCAAGUCGUUGAGUUUGAGAUCAGCAAGGCUGAUGACCUGGCGAUGACUAUACUCUCCUACUUUGGAAUCAGUUUAUCCAUCUUGUGCCUCGUCAUAGCGCUCUUUAUCUUCUUUACUGUAGGAGCCCUACGUACAUCUGAACGCAAUAUGAUUCAUCGCAACCUGAUGAUCGCUCUACUCCUGGCCUAUGUCGUCUUCUUGGGAGGUAUCCAAUACGCAAGGGUCAUUCCAAUCAUGUGCACCAUUGUAGCAGCCUUAUUACAUUAUCUCUACCUUGCAGUCUUUGGUUGGAUGCUGAUCGAAGGCAUACAUCUUUAUCUCAUGCUUGUCAAGGUGUUUGGAUCAGAAGGCAGUAAGCAGAUGUACUAUCUGGUGAUUGGCUGGGGUGCUCCUGUCAUUGUAGUUGCUAUAACAGUUGGGAUCAGGCAUCACGAAUACGGAACAGAGGAUAUGUGUUGGAUCAAGCCUGGUUCGGGUGCGAUAUGGGCCUUCGUUGGACCGGUCAUCGCAGUUAUCCUGUUCAAUUUCCUCGUUCUGUGUAUGGUGUUGCGUAUCAUCUACCGAUCAUCAGCGAUCAACGUCGAUUGCCCCAUCGAUCAAGUCAAGGCGGCAGCUAAAGGAUCUAUCGCUCUACUGCCCAUCCUCGGUCUUACAUGGUUUUUGGGGAUAUUCGCUUUGGGAAAGAGUACCAUAUUCUUUCAAUAUCUCUUCGUGAUAUGCAACAGCACACAGGGUAUCUUGCUCUUUGUGUUUCACUGUCUCUUUAACUCAGAGGUCAGAAAUGCACUGAAGCGUGAACAUGAGAAGAUGGGCUGGUCCACUGCUGGUGGUACACAGAGUAGGAAGGCUAAGGUCCAUCCUGAAGACAUCGGUACUAGCACAGCCAAGGGCCUCACUACUAAAGGGGCCACUAAGACCACCAGUGCUGAAGAGAAAUCUGUUAGUGUAUACCAUUCAGCCCAGAAUCUAUCUGGUAAGGGGGACAUGAAUCCAGAGUCUAAGACCAAAGACGAGCCUAAGAAGACCAACUCUGAGUUCUCUCUGCCGGGUCAGAUCGAUGACCCCCUUGAUGAGGCUCAGACCAGCACCAUACGACAGGAGAUAAAGACUGAGCGAGAGAUGGAACAAGGAGGCUGGAAGAUCAACGAGAAGAAGCAUGUCCAGCGAACCUUUGUUCGUGUCGAAGACACCCAGUAAUCAAACACAGCAUCUACACUUGAAGUGCUACACUACACUCAAAGUGUUGUAUUCUUACACCCUGCACUUUACAUAGAUUUGCCUCUAUUGAGAGUAUAGUGAAUGUUAACACCAUGGAUAAGCAGGUAUAUUU